Trichomycterus rosablanca is the source of this 2911-nucleotide messenger RNA. RefSeq names its product mannose-P-dolichol utilization defect 1b (gene mpdu1b). The transcript is spliced from 7 exons. NCBI's taxonomy places the organism in Eukaryota, Metazoa, Chordata, Actinopteri, Siluriformes, Trichomycteridae. The coding region runs from base 199 to 957 and encodes 252 amino acids. Gene Ontology annotation, biological process: oligosaccharide biosynthetic process. The record is from RefSeq and is a predicted model, not a curated record.
GCACUGUGUAGCGUUACUUGUGUGCGUUCUUCCUCAUCACUUCCUUCUCGCUCAUUUAAACAGUCUGUGGAGUUUGUAGACAUGGAGUGAUUUAUGGAAUAGGUCUUGUCAGACCGAAGCUUCAGGUGUCAUUGCAGAGCUGAGUAGUUGAAUCUAAAACGUAAAAAGAAGCCAUACUUUAGUUUCGCAGAGUAUACAAUGGCGGCGUACGAGAAAGCGGUAGCUACAUCAUUUAUGGAUCCCUUUAAAGACAUUCUGGUGAAUUAUUUAAUGCCAGAAAAAUGUUACGACGAUUUUUUUCUGAAUUUUAAUUUUCUGAAUGUGGACUGUCUCAAGAUAGUUAUAAGCAAAGGUUUGGGCAUUGGAAUCAUUCUUGGUUCUGUAUUGGUAAAGUUACCUCAGAUCCUCAAGCUGAUGGGUGCUAAGAGUGCAGAGGGUCUAAGUUUUAACUCUGUCCUGCUGGAGCUGUUUGCUAUCACAGGCACUAUGGCCUACAGUAUCGCCAAUAGCUUCCCCUUCAGUUCCUGGGGUGAGGCUUUAUUUCUCAUGUUGCAGACAGUCACCAUUGGCUUUCUAAUCCAGCACUACAGUGGAAGUACUAUCAAAGGACUGGGCUUUAUAGUCAUCUACAUUAGCUUGAUGACUGUCCUCAUCUCUCCUUUUAUCCCCAUGUCUGUUGUCACCACCAUGCAAGCCUCCAACAUGCCAGCCAUAAUCUUCGGAAGGCUCAUUCAGGCAGGCACCAACUACAGAAAUGGGCACACUGGACAGCUAUCAGCUAUUUCUGUGUUCCUGCUUUUCGGUGGCUCCCUGGCACGCAUAUUCACCACAGUGCAGGAGACGGGUGACACGCUUAUGGCUGUUACUUAUGUCAUCUCAUCCUGCUGUAAUGGACUAAUUGCUGCUCAAGUUCUGUAUUACUGGAACGUCAGUCCAGCCCAUAAGAAGACAGAGUAAACCAGCAGCAAAACUACAAUGCAUCGAAAUGCUCCUGUUAAACCUCUGCUCUGAAAUCUGCUUCUGAUUUUGGAAGAUAUUGAGAUUGAGAAAAAUUAAAUACCUGUUCUGAUAUCUUUCUAGGGCACAAAUUGUCACAGUAUGAUUGACAAUGUAUCAAAACCAUUAAUUAUUAAAAUAGACAGCAUUAUAUUUAGUAAAAUGCAUUGUGUAGGACCAAAAAAUCUCAGUUGGACCCCUUAUAUCUCUAUUUAAUAUUUCACUUUGACCUUAAGAUCACAGAUUACAAUGCUUAAUUGGACCAUUAUUUUAUAAUUUUAUUAGCUCAGGGAGUGAAGCUGUGAAAUCUUUGCUGUUCCUGUUUAGAAGAUUCCUUAUGUUCUUUAAUCAAUAAACAUGUAAUAGAUAAAAUGUGAGUUUCCUUACAACUUACACACUUGUGUGAGAACUAGGAACUGAAAAUACAUGCAUGUACACUGUGAAAAUACUUGCCUCACAAGUUUUUAUUACAUGAGAAUUACAAAUGUUAUUUUUUUCUUUUAAUUUGGCUUUUUAGUUUUAUGCUGCAUUGUGAUGAAUUGCUUCUUGUGAUAGUAGCCUUUCUGAUUGGAACCCCCUGUUUUUGUAACAUACAAGCCCCAUUGCUGAAAAAAGUUGGAACAUUUAGUAAAAUGUAGUUAUAAAGAAGAAUAUGCAAUUUGUUAAUCCUCUUGAAUCUUUAUGUAACUGUUAAAAGUACAAAGAAAAAAUUUCCAAUGUCUUAUGCACUUAUCAACUUUACUGUAGUUUGUAAAUAUAACACAUUUAGAAUUUGAUGCCUGCAACACACUCAAAAAGUUGGGACAGAGGCAAAAUUAGAGUGAAAAGUUUUUAGAAUAUUCAAGUUAGAACAAUCCAGUUGGUGCACCACUGCAUCAAGAAAUGCAACCUGAAAUUUUCUUACACAAAGAGAAAGCUGUGCAUUUGUUCUGUACAAAAAUAUUGCUGAGUUCCCUGGGCUUGAGCUCAUCUGAAAUAAAAACAUGGCUGUGGUCAGUCAACCUUUUCCAUCACCAACUUGCAUACGUGUGAAGGUAUCAUUGACACAGAGGUGUAUAUUAGGAUUUUAGACACAUGCUGCCAUCAAGACGACAUCUUUUUCAAGGAAAUCCAUUGUUAUUUCAGCAAGAUGGUGCCAACUCUUAUUCUGUACACACUGCAACUGUAGACACAGAAUUUGUGUGCUUGACUGGCCUGUCUGCAUUACAGAUCUGUCUCCUAUUAAAAAUGUAUGGAGCAUCAUGAAAAGGAGAAUCAUAUGACGGUGACCACAGACUGUUGAGCAGUUGAUGCCUUAAAUCAAGCAAGAAAGGAAAACAUUCCACUUGCAAAACUGCAACAAUUACUGUUCCCAGUUCCCAAAACCAUUAGAAAUUUUCAUUAAUAGAAAGGGUGAUGGAACACAGGGUAAACAUGCAUUUAAAGUGUGUUGCAGGCAUUAAAUUCUAAAUAUGUUUAUAUUCAACCCCCACAAACGUUGAUCAGUGAAAACAUUUAAGAGAAUUAACAAAUCACAGACAAAUCAAAUUACAAAGACAAAUCAAUUAACGGCAUUUUACAAAACGUUUAUGCUGGAAGUGGGGUUUGUUGUAAGACAGGAUAACCAAGCAAUAAAGCACUUCCACUUAGCAUGUUUGCAUUGCUUUUUUUCAGGGUGAACAAACAGAAGUUGGUCAAGAAUUGUGGUUUAAGAAUUUAAGCAGUGGUAGCUCAGUGGUUAAGGUACUGGACUAAUAAUCAGAUGUUUGCCAGUUCAUACCCCACUGCCACCAAGUUGCUACUGUUGAGCCCUUGAGCAAGGCCUUGAACUCCCAAUUGCUCAAGUUGUAUUCAGUCAUAAUUGUAAGUCGCUUUGGAUAAAAGUCUGUGCUAAACGCUGCAAAUGUAAAUUUAAUAUAAACAUUUGAGCUUGAAA